ACUUUGAAUAUAAGGCCAGAUCAGACUUAAGGAGUAAAACCUGAUAAUGAUGCAUCUGGCAACCUACAAGAUGGUUUAGAUCCAAUUAAUGAUCCAAUAGUGAGGAAACCCCCUGACUGGGAUAAUUGAAUCCAAAUUGAUGAUCCAAAAGACAUCAAGCCUGGUGAGAGAACUGCUACAAUUUUUGGCAACUUCUUGCUAAAAGAUGCUGAGGUUUAUUCAGAAGACUUUGGAGAUGAAACAUGGGAAGAAACGAAGGAUCCCAGGGUCCUGAAAAAGGAAUUGAAAGUAAAGCAGACUGAGGAAGAGUAGGAGAGAGAGGGUUACAGGAGAAAAUACUUUGAGCAGCAGUUUAAGAAAAAACUAGAGAGCAAAGAGGACUCUGGAAGGCACAGAACAGCCAGGAACACUAUCAAGAGGGAAGAGCUUUAAUUGUUAUUUGAAAGAAGCUCACAUUUUUUUCCACUUACAUCACUUAAGGAUUGUGGUAUUCUGUUAACAGCUUGUGGAAAUCUGCACCAAUGGAACUGUAUUAAGAAAGGAUUU
Manacus vitellinus (golden-collared manakin) is the source of this 546-nucleotide messenger RNA. RefSeq names its product calreticulin 3 (gene CALR3). NCBI's taxonomy places the organism in Eukaryota, Metazoa, Chordata, Aves, Passeriformes, Pipridae. Gene Ontology annotation, molecular function: protein binding; calcium ion binding. The record is from RefSeq and is a predicted model, not a curated record.